AUAAAAAAUCAAACGCAAUCGAGCACUUCAAGUGCAGUACCAGAGUACACAAGUAUUGCUCCAUCUCUUGUCACUUUUUUGGUUCAGAUUGCCUCUGUAGCCACAAAGGCAGCCAAUUACGAGGAUUGGUACUGGAAGAAUCAGCUCGGAAAAUGCUACAUGAGGCUUGGUUUACUUCAAGAGGCUGAGAAGCAAUUUCUGUCGUCCUUGAAAAACCAUCGUUUACCUGAAACUCACGCUUACCUUGCUAAGGUAUACAAUCGACUCGACCAACCUUUGGUAUCGAACAAAUACUACGAACAAGGCCUUAUGCUUUACCACGAUGACGUCACUUUGCUAACGGGAUUGGCAAGAAAUAAAGAGCUACUCGGCGAAAUGGCUGAAUCCAAUGAGUGCUAUAAGAAGAUUCUCAGUGUGCAGGCAAACAACGUCGAGGCGAUCGCCUGUAUCGCCACCAAUUGUUUUUAUGACGACAAGCCAGAGAUCGCUCUACGAUACUAUCGAAGAAUCAUGCAAAUGGGUGUGAAUAACGCCGAACUGAUGAUGAACAUUGGAUUGUGUUGUUUCGCCUGUCAGCAAUUCGACUUUGCACUCUCUUCUAUACAACGAGCUCAUUCCACAGCCACAGAGGAUGCUGCCGGUGAAAUAUGGUACAAUACAGGACACAUAAUG
Messenger RNA from Ostertagia ostertagi, 672 nucleotides. NCBI's taxonomy places the organism in Eukaryota, Metazoa, Nematoda, Chromadorea, Rhabditida, Trichostrongylidae. The record is from the annotation of a GenBank genome assembly.